Molecule: messenger RNA, 2805 nt
Organism: Physcomitrium patens
Lineage: Eukaryota; Viridiplantae; Streptophyta; Bryopsida; Funariales; Funariaceae
Biological process (GO): regulation of DNA-templated transcription
Molecular function (GO): DNA-binding transcription factor activity; DNA binding
Source: RefSeq, a predicted model, not a curated record
GGUGUAAGCGAAGCCUGAGGCUGGCUCCAUAAAUUGUCACUCCUGCUCUCCUCACUCCCUCGGUUGUGCUCAUUACAUAUAUAGCACGGAAAGACUAGCCGCCACACCCUCACUACGUCUUCCUCAUCAUCACUACCAAGCUCCCACUCCCCUGCCCUGCCUGCCUGCCUGCCUGCUUGCCCGGUCUUUACCCCUCAGCUUGUCUGCCUGCUUGGUUCGUUGUUGUUGUUGUUGUUGUUGUAUCAUCAGUGGCAGUCUCAGCUUUAAGCGGCAGAGUUUUGGUCAUCUCUCUUCCUUUUUCUGGCAAUGCAAAGUUAAGCUACCACGAAGAACUUUCAGCGGCGAGGCACUACACCUCGUAUCACCCGAGCAUUUUUUAAAGCAUUGUUAGAUUUGUGUCUGGAGCCACCUGUUGAGGGUGGAAAAGGGAAACGUGUCUGCAAGAUUGUAGAUUUUUGGUCAUCGUAGGUGAAGGUAAAAUCAGUACUGAGUACUUCAGCGACGUGAGGUGGUCCAGAAUGAAGCUUUCUGUGCAUGGUGGAAUUAUAGUCUUUUGCGUCUCUAGUUGUACCGGAGGGUUUAAGACCUGUAAAAGUUUUACUCAGUAAGCCAGGAGGGUUCAAGGCAGUAGGAUUCUUUUUUAUAAAGAAAGUAGCGGUAAGCACGAUACAUUGCAGGUUGACCUGCUAUUCAGAAAUCGGAGGGUUUUAGAGGAAUCCAAUCACAGUAGACAAAAAUGCCAGGGAGUGACAUUUACGCGUCUUCAUCCUCUCCAUUGAAGCGAAAGAGUUUAAAAAUGGUGCCUGGACAGUCACUGAAGCGGGAGUACUCUUCGUCUUCGUCUGACGAUGAAGGUUUCAAUAGAAACAUCAAGACGAAACAGUGCCCGAAGAGAGUGAGAGUGAUCUGCACUGACCCUGACGCGACUGAUUCGUCAAGCGAUGAGGAAGACAAUUUCCGCUCUCUGCGAAAUUCGCAACGGAGACUUGUGCAGGAGAUUCAUAUGUCCAACGAGUUUGGUGCUGCCGACGAACUGUCGUCAGACAGCGAACUUGACGAACCUGAGGUCCCAAGUUACCACAGCGUCUUCAUCGCGAAGGCAAUGCAGUGCUCCGUCAGCUAUGCCAGCCCAGUUGACAGCGAGUCUAUGUUGGCCUCGUCCAGUUUUUAUGACAAACCGUGGCAAUCUAAAAAGAAAGCUCCCAAAGCGACGGAGAAGGUGACCAAGCUAGCUACUGCUGUCGAGCGACCUGUAACUGCAGUGAAUACUCCAAAAAGCAGUGUCGCGCCCUCGCAAGCGACCCGUAGUGUCUCAAUGUCUACCAGUAAACCCCGAGUGGGGUCAAAGCCUCAAGCAAAGGCAUCCUCAUUCUCGGCAAUCACCGACGGAAAGCCCCACAAAUACAGAGGAGUUAGACAAAGACCGUGGGGUAAGUGGGCGGCCGAGAUUCGGGAUCCCUCUAAGGGUGUCCGGCUAUGGUUGGGUACUUAUGAUACGGCGGAGCAGGCCGCGCAAGCGUAUGACAGGGCUGCUCGGGAGAUUCGGGGGCCGCAAGCUCACACGAAUUUCAGCUCCGAUGCCGAGGUGGAGCAGUACACCUCGACCACAUCUGGGUCUAAUGUCUCGCAGAAGAAAAGCGCUAAGAAGGAGGAACCUUUGAAAGAAUCGGCUGUUGUGAGGGAGCCAGCGACCAAACGUCAGGCUUCGACAAAGAAUUCGGUGUCCAAGCCAAUGUGCUCUGUGCAAGUUGAAAGAAUUAUUGCUGGAGAUGUAGAAGAGCAGUGUGUGUCGCGUGGCGAGGAUGAGGACAUGGAAAUGUUCGGCUCCUGCGACACCAUUGAGGAAGACAUCAUGAGCGAAGACAUCCUUUUCGACAAUUUGAACGAAGACUGUGGUUAUCUCAUGUGCUCGCCGUCUUCCUUGAGCUUGGACGAGUCCGAAGGAUCCCCAUGCUCCAGCCUCACGGCUUGCGAGCCAUCUUCUAGCGAUGUCGACGCCUCAGUGAAAAGCGAGGCCGACAGUUUUUCGACACCGGAAUACAUGACUCCGAAGCAAGUUGCCGCCGUAACCGAAAGUUUCUUUGCGAGCAGCUCAGAAAACUCUUCCGACUCAGAGUCCGACCUUUCUGACAGCCUCAACGAGACCAAUUGCCACAAGGAAGUGGAGAGCUGUUGCGACCUUGGCGAAGUCUUCUUAUCCGACGAUUUCUUGUUCGACUUCCCUGCUGGGGAUGUCACCAACACUGAGGGACUGGACUUCGCAGCCGGGUUGGAAUUUCUGGAGGGCGACAUUGGCGACCUCGCUUUCGGUUCUGAUCAGAACGAAAGUCUCGAAUGGUUGAAUGCCGCAGAUAUUCUUGUCACUUGAGCGCCUGGACUGUUGCAAUCUUGCCCAUACAUUCAUUCCCUCCCAAUUCUUUCAACCUUGCGGAACUUAGCGAUUGAUUGUCCUAGAACUGGGGGAUAUGAGGUAACAUUCACUGUGGGAGCCUCCCGGAGGUCGCUACCCGUCACCGUUUUUUGAACAUUCACAGUCGACCCGUGUCCCCCACCAAAUUUUGUAGCGUUACCUGCUGAGUUGGUUGAGGCAAACUGCCUCCCGUCUGCCAGGCAUCAGCAGGUUAGAUUGUGUAGUGUAGAAUUAAAAUCCCCAUGAGUUGAGUACACAUUUGCAGUCAUGCCCAGGCUUAAGAAUGUUAUAGAUUGGGAGUCAAGGCACAACCUUACUAGUCUCUCCCCUUUGUGUUGUACGAUAGAUACGAGAAACAUAAACGCCGGAUAAUAAAGCGCUCCCCUUCCUCACAA